AGCAAUCACGUUGCAACCAACCCGGAAGAAUUGCCCUGUCUCUGAUUAACGUUUGAAUAGACAAGAAUGAUCCAUGUAUGUAGUAAAGGAACGAUUAACGACGAUACUGCUGUGAUUCUCUAGCUGAUAACGUCGUGUUUGUGUCCUAAUCUGGGGUGCUGGCGGUGGAGGUGGCGGGAACGCCCUGAUGCCAUCGGAGAAAAGCCUCCGCUCUGUUUACAAGUCCCCGCAGUGUGUCGUUAACUGAUCGUGCUACCGUUUGUGUCGUUCGGGACGGGAAAAAAUGGCUGAAUUGCAUGUUGUAGAACCGAGCGGAACCGAAACCAUAGAGCAGUCCGAGCACCGAGAUGUCCGGGGCUCGGUGCGCCUGGCGUCGCCCACUCUCAUGGUUCCACCACGGUGCAGCAGUCUUCUCAGCCCCGGUGGAGUCUCCAGCGGCUGCAGGUCGGGGUUUGGCUUCCCGUUGAAGAGCAACCCGAGCUCACCAUCCGAACCGGGGGAGAAGCCGGGCUCACGCUGGGUUCGACUCAACGUCGGGGGGACCUACUUCAUCACGACCAAACAGACGCUGUGUAGAGACCCCAAGUCCUUCCUGUUCCGACUGUGUCAGGAAGACCCGGACCUGGACUCGGAUAAAGACGAGACGGGGGCCUACCUCAUCGACAGAGACCCCACUUACUUUGGCCCAAUCCUGAAUUACCUCCGACAUGGAAAACUGAUCAUGGAUAAAAAUCUGGCCGAGGAAGGUGUUCUCGAGGAGGCCGAGUUCUACAACAUCGCCUCCCUGGUGAGGCUGGUGAAGGAGAGGAUACGGGACAAUGAGAACCGAACAUCUCAGGGCCCCGUGAAGCACGUGUAUCGAGUACUACAGUGCCAAGAAGAGGAGCUCACACAGAUGGUCUCCACCAUGUCUGACGGCUGGAAGUUUGAGCAGCUCAUAAGCAUCGGCUCCUCCUACAACUACGGUAACGAGGAUCAGGCAGAGUUUUUAUGUGUCGUUUCCCGAGAACUCAACAACUCUACCAACGGCAUUGUGAUAGAACCCACUGAGAAAGCCAAGAUCCUUCAGGAGCGAGGCUCACGGAUGUGAAGAAACUUUGAUGAACAGGAACAAAAUGAGCACAUAUUCCAGUUUCCAUUGACCACUGUCCUCCAUCAGUACGCUCCCAUCUCCUCUGGCGUGCCUUUCCACAGCUGAGGCUCCUGGCGCCUCCUCGUCUUUGCUGCUGCAGCACCACCUUCUCUUAUUUUCUCAUUUCUUUUCCUCCAAUUUAAAGGGAUGACAAGUGAGAGAUUCUCCGUUUUGCACCUUUUUGGUGUUUGGAGCUGUAGCAGAGCAGGCUGCGAUUGCUGAUUGAGAGGAUGGAUGGAUGGAUGGAUGCACAGCACAGACCUACAUUGAACCAUCAUGUCCAUUUUGCAGAGGCUCACUUGGCUCUUGUUGGUUUAGGAGAAUGCUUCUCAGGACUCUCAUCUUGGGAUUAAAAUGCUUCCUAAGCCUGAAGAAUCCACCUAGUGUCAGAUGGAGCAUCAGCCCCUCUCAGCUCUUGCUGACUCUUUCAGGAGGAGGAGACGGAGCGGUCGGUUUGUUCCAGAGUCCGACGUCUUUCAGGGACGAAUCGAGACACACUGCUGUCAUUUUCUGACUUCUGUUUGAGGAUUUUACCACGCAAAAGAGAAACAGACAGACUUGAAUUCCACUCGUGCACAGUUUGUCCAGGCAUGUGAGGAAGCUAUAUUUAAAAAAACACACACACACACACACACACACACACACACACACACACAUUUAAUGUCUAUAUGAUGAAAUUAUGUGAAAAAAGUGAAUGCAAAUGGUGUAAUUAUUGAUUUGUUUAUCAUAGUUGUCAAAUAUUGACAUAUUUUUGUGGGGGAGUCUCCUCAGAGACGGAUAUCAGUUCUCAUGAUGAGUUGAAGCACCCAUGACUCCCGUGUGUGUGUGUGUGCGUGUGCGCGCGGUGCCUCUGCUGUGUCUUGGCUUUUCCAUCUGAGCCUUCUUCGUCGUCACAUAACAACUUAUAGCUCCUUUCAUGUUCUAGUGCAUAUCUUAUAAUUGUAUUUGGAGAUAAGGAAACUCAUGCCAUCAGUGCAGAUGGGCGUUGGGGCGGGGUUGACCACAACCCGUUUUUUCAACUGCCUCAAAACCUUUAAGCCCCGGUCUGUCCCAGGCCUUGCUCCCAUCAUGCAGUUCUUUGAUCAGCUCUCAGCUGAACACCCAGAUGGCGACUCACUGCAGCAUGUAGCACCCGUACAGCUGACAUUUACCGCCCACCCAGGCCUGCAUCAACAUCCAGUGUAUCUAACCUAAUUCAGAGACUGAGCCACGUUGACACAUAUCACAGAAAACUAAAGCAGCUUUUUCACAUUUCAAACUUGGCUUCAGAAAGCUGAGGAGCUUCCACUCUUUUCAUUAUAUCACACAUGUUUAUUGACUUUAUCAUUUCAUCCUUUGUAUAAAAGGUAAAUGCAACCAAACAGAACAUGAACAAGAGAAUUUGGAUGUGGGAAAGGAGCCGGUUUUGCUUCCUGACAUGUUCAGGCCAGCCGCAAAGCUCAAACUCUGAUGUGACGUUUUCCUUGAUUUUUGGUGUGUGUGUGUGUGUGUAUAUGUGUGUGUGUGUGUGUAUGUGUGUGUGUGUGUGGGUGUGGGUGUGUGUGUGUGUGUGUGUGUGUGUGUGUGUGUGUGUGUGUGUGUUCCGAGCAGACGUGGCUGCUAAUAAUACCCAAAUAUUUCAUUGAGGAGCACUUUUUUUCCCUUUGCUAGCUGGGUCCUUACAGAGCACCUUGGGUGUGGUUUUCUUUCGUCUGUGUUCAGUGUCGUGCCUUGAUCUGUGUUGUGCACAGUUGUUCUUCCCUCUUGUCAAAAGGAUCUCUCAUACCUUAAAAAAGCCAAAAGGCUCCUACUUAAAGUGUGUGUAAUGCAAUUUUUAGCCGAAAAACUUGAUCUCUUGUAUUGUUUUUUUAUGUAACAAAACAAACCCUGAUUGCUUAUUUACCUGAAAUUUGAACCAAAUCGCUGACGUUCAAACACACACCUGAAGAUUAAAAUUUCCAUCCAUGUCUGGUGGAAACAUUUCUGACUGUUGGAAACUAUUUGUGGAGCUGACUCGUGAAAGUUGUCACAGCAAAACAAACAAACAAUGAAAGAUUUUCCCUUUUGCUUGAAUCGUAGGAUCUUAAACUCCCAACAGUGAACGUUUUCAAAGCAAUUCAUUUUACUAUAAACCUACAAUCAUUUCGGUCAUUUUUACAGAAUAUAUUUUAUUGAGUUGCAUGUUAAAGUCCCAUUUAUGAAUUCAGUUUGUAAUGUUCUUAAUUGUACCUUUUUAUAAACUUGAGAUUGUUCCUAUCCUGGUGACUAGUUAAGUGAUUCACAGCUUAAAAUAUAUAUAAGUCUUAAAAAACGAGAUGAGCAAUGGCUCUUUUGGUUGUUCUUUAAACUAAUUACUUAAAAAAACUGUAUUAUACCAGCCCUGCUAACGGCAUCUUGGUAAAUGUUGAGGGGGAAUCCUCUAUGUUCACCACCACAGUGCUAAAAAAUAAAGUGAAAAUCAAAAGAUUUAUUUGUGCAAAAAAGAAAAUAAUACAUUAGUAUACACUAACAUUACUUUAAAAAAAUAUGAUUAAAAGAUAAAUAAAACAUUUAGCAUGUCCUUUGUGUGACAACGUUAGCAUUUAUCAUGUCGUAUCAGUGUUUUUUCUUCACAGAUCUAGGACUUUAGGCCUUUAAUAAGCAGGCUUUAUACAAAAUUUACAACACUAAUUUUCAGCACAACAUUUUAAUCUUGCACAUACUUCUAACUACAUUUACCCUUUCUCCUGUUUGGUCAGUUCAGCACUGAGAUACAGCAUAUUUUGUACAGCAGCGCCCAAAAUUUGCUGCAAAAAAGUUGCAAAAAGAAAGUUGGAGAUAUUCUUAAAAGUCCUUUAAUAUUAUUGAUCCCUGGAGCCAGUUUUAAUGAGAUGAUUCAAAAGUAAAUGCAACAAAAAGUUGGCUAUUUAUUUUUAUUAUUUUCUCCUAAAUUCAGCACAAUGGUGCAGAAGCUAACAGGCUAAUGGAAAUAGUAGAGCCAGGUCAGCUUUUAUUCUGUUAUUCUAUAUUUUCCACAUUUAUAUUAAAAGUUAAGCUAUAAAAUAGCAGUCUGUGAUUUUUUUACAGCAAUCAAAUGUUUGUUAAAAAGUGAAUUGUUAUGACUGCCAGCUGCUGUUUUGUUAGUUUGUGAUUUGUUUAAGUAAUAAACUAUCGUAUCUCCUGUUGCUCAAAGUUGAGCUUGGUGCUGAUAUAUGAGAGUUGGCAUGAACAGGAUGUUAGCAGUUAGCUAAAAGAAGAAUUUCCCCCAAAUAUUUCUCAUCUUUAGCAUGGCUGUUUUUACCAACAGUGUCAAUCUGUCUUCAAAGGUCGGUUAUGGCUAAUGAAUGAUAAUGUGCUAACACAUUAAAGCUAAUUAUGACCUUGUUAGCAAUUUGACUUGAUCAUUUAGUCAAAAGCCAUUUUUUUUUACUAAACUUUAAAAUUAGGGUAAAUCUGAGGACUGGUUUGUGCUUGUUGGUGAUUAACAACUAUUAGCCAUGCUAACAUGAUAAACAAAUACAGUAAGAAAGGCUAUACUUUAGGCAUCUUAGUAAGCUAGCAUUAGCAAUUAGCUGAAAGCAAUGCUAAUCAGAGUCUCACAAUUAUCAUGACCCAAACAUUUCCUUGUAAAUAUAUGAACUGUGUUUUUACUAAAGUAAUAAAUUAUUAAGGGACAUUUUCAAAAGAUGUAUCUUAAACUUUAACAUUGGUUUCAAACCAUUUUUACGGUUUGCUUUACUGUUUUAGCUAUUAAAGAAUAAAUAAGCUGAUGAAGUUGAGAGCCACUGAUGUGAUUGUCUAACUAUGUGGCUUGAGAAACAAAGUAAAAUAAAACUUGGCUUUAAGUCUCAUCCACGACUAGUGAUCUGGGUAAUGUACAGUGUUAACAUUCUGCAAAAUAGAUGUCUGUUGUUUGGGCACUGGGAAACACGAGAGCAUGUGUUGUUCUAGAGAUGAAGAUGUUUAUUCUGGAUUUUAUCAGACCUUUGUGUUAGUGCAAACUUAAUGUGAUGCAUGGUGUGAGGGGCAGAGAUGGUCGCAUGGCUCUGUGGUUUGUAGCUGUAUAUUUCUUGUGUGGAACAGCAGGUGUACAAUAAACCCACAUGAUUAAUCUUCAAGCCUUUUAACUAACGUAGAUAUUUGGCCUAAAUAUUAAAAUGGUUUAAAUGAUUUUCGCCAAAUUUCAGACCCUUCUGCAUACUCAGUCUUCAUUUCUGUAUUAAUUCAUAUGACCUGCAAUGUGCAAAACAAGACGAUAAGUUGGAAAAUAAAAGUUAUUUGUGGAUCA
This is a messenger RNA of Nothobranchius furzeri (turquoise killifish), 5378 nucleotides long. RefSeq names its product potassium channel tetramerization domain containing 2 (gene kctd2). The record is from RefSeq and is a predicted model, not a curated record. Gene Ontology annotation, biological process: proteasome-mediated ubiquitin-dependent protein catabolic process; protein homooligomerization. Lineage: Eukaryota; Metazoa; Chordata; Actinopteri; Cyprinodontiformes; Nothobranchiidae. Gene Ontology annotation, cellular component: cytoplasm; Cul3-RING ubiquitin ligase complex. Gene Ontology annotation, molecular function: cullin family protein binding.